UUGUCUCCUCCGGCGGAUGGUGAGGGAUGGCGGAGGUAGACCUCCCGUCCAGCGGAGCGGAGCCGCCCGGCGGGGCCUCCUCCUCCUCCUCCUCCUCCUCGGCCUUCCCCUACGAGGAGUUCGAGUGUAAAAUCUGCUACAACUACUUCGACCUUGACCGGCGCGCGCCCAAGAUCCUGGAGUGUCUGCACACGUUCUGCGAGGAGUGCCUGACCACGCUGCACCUCCGGGAGGAGCGGCCGUGGCGCAUCAGCUGCCCGCUCUGCCGCCACCGGACCCCGGUGCCGGACUACCGCGUCCAGAACCUGCCCAACAACACCAAGGUGACGGAGGACUUCCCGCUCUACAUCGACUCGGACCCGCUGCCGCAGGACGCGCUGCCGCCGCACCCCCCGCCGCUGCACCCGGCGCUGGUGGCGCUCCGCCGGGAGGAGGCGUCCAGCGGCGGCGGCCAGGCCACCCCCUCCACCACCGUGUCCACGGCCACGACCCUCUCCCAGGACUCCGUGCGCUACGACACCUGCCAGAGCUGCAAGAGGGUGGCGCUGACCACCGGCUGCGUGUGCGUCAUUUUCUCCUUCCUGUCCAUGCUCGUGCUGCUCUUCAUGGGCCUGAUCUUCGUGCACAGCCACAGCAUCCCCCCCUCCCCGGCCGGACCCAUCUGCCUGUCAGUGGCCAGCAUCCUGGCCAUGUUCUCCGUGGUCGUCACGUGGCUCAUCUGCUGGCUCAAGUACAGACCCGAGCACGACGCGGGCCGCGCGUCCGCCACCAGUAACUCCCGGAGAAACGCCUGACGGCUUAGACUGGUGGAGGGGAUGAUGUAGAUAACAGCCCAGAGGUGACCCCCCCCCCCCCC
This is a messenger RNA of Nematolebias whitei (Rio pearlfish), 856 nucleotides long. RefSeq names its product E3 ubiquitin-protein ligase rnf152-B. NCBI's taxonomy places the organism in Eukaryota, Metazoa, Chordata, Actinopteri, Cyprinodontiformes, Rivulidae. The record is from RefSeq and is a predicted model, not a curated record. Gene Ontology annotation, molecular function: ubiquitin protein ligase activity. Bases 27 to 794 code for a protein of 255 amino acids. The transcript has a single exon. Gene Ontology annotation, biological process: protein ubiquitination.